This is a messenger RNA of Prunus armeniaca (apricot), 234 nucleotides long. The record is from the annotation of a GenBank genome assembly. Lineage: Eukaryota; Viridiplantae; Streptophyta; Magnoliopsida; Rosales; Rosaceae.
AUGUUGGACGCCAGAUAUUGUUCUGGUUUCAACGACGAUGAAAUAUCAAAGCUUGGCUCUCAUAUUAGUAAAUUUAUGUGCGAGGGCUUUGAAUUUCCUAAAUUUCUUCGUGGUAUGGACAAUUUGGUUCUUCAUGUUGGUGGAUACUCAUUUCAUCAGCAUGUGGAGGAGAAUUGGGAUGAAAUGCUCAAUGAUUUGCACGAUGCGUUCAAUGAUUUGGGCGACAAGGAAUGA